CCCCCGCGCGGGGCGAUGACGUCGCGCCCGUGGCGGUCGCGGAGAAACCGAGCGGGAGGGGAGCGGUUGUGGGGGGGAAUGGAUCGGCUCCGCGGCGCUCUGUUCAGGCGCCGGCGGUCAGCGGCGGCCCAAACCGUGAGGCUCCGGGAGAGGAAGUCUCGGCUCUACAGCAAAGAGCGCUCCAGCGCUGAGCAGAGCACAGGUUGGAUGGGUGCGAACGCUUAUUUCGUUGUGUUCACGGUGGCUUUCAGGACACUGAACUGCAUGUUGGUCCAGACCAGCUUUGUCCCCGAUGAAUACUGGCAGUCACUUGAAGUCGCACACACUAUGGUCUUCGAUUAUGGUUACUUAACCUGGGAAUGGAAGGAGAGGCUGCGAGGCUAUACCUAUCCAUUGUUCUUUGCAAGUUUUUAUAAAUUAUUACAGAUUUUCAAGAAGGACUCUGUUCAACUGCUGAUCUGGGUUCCUCGACUAGUUCAAUCGUUUCUGGCAGCACUGGCAGAUGUGAAACUGUAUUCUAUCAUUAAAAAGCGGGAGAAUGCUGAGAUUGCAAAGUGGGUGUAUUUCUGUCAACUAUGCUCCUGGUUCACAUGGUACUGCUGCACCCGGACUAUUACGAACAGUAUGGAAGCUGUUUUGACCAGCUUUAUCCUGUAUUACUGUCCUUUUCCUGGUACAAAGGCAGUCACCAGUUUCAAAUACCUGGCGUUGAUUGCAUUUGCAGUGGUCAUUCGUCCGACUGCUAUCAUCCUUUGGCUACCUUUGCUGUUUUAUCACUACUGGCAGGAACUGAAAAAAAUGGAUCUAAUUCUAUACAAGUGCCUACCAGUCGGAUGCUUGACACUUGUGAUUUCUCUGAUCAUUGACCGAAUAUUUUAUGGCGAGUGGGUUGUGGUUCAAUGGAACUUCCUCAGAUUUAACGUGAUCCAGAAUAUGGGGUCAUUUUAUGGCUCGCAUCCAUGGCAUUGGUACUUCGGCCAAGGCUUUCCUGUCAUCAUGGGAGCACAUUUGCCCUUUUUCAUCCAUGGAUGUCUGUUGGCUCCAAGAAAGUACCGGGUUUUAUUAAUAGUUGUGAUAUGGACACUUGUGGUGUAUAGUUUCUUAAGCCACAAGGAAUUCAGAUUUAUUUAUCCAGUAAUGCCACUCUGCAUGGUUUUCUGUGGGUUUUCUUUGGCGAGCUUGAAAGCAUGGAAGAAAGCAGCAGUCUCUUUCCUGUUUUUCUCCAACAUUAGCCUAGGACUGUACACUAGUUUAGUACACCAACGUGGAAGCCUGGAUGUCAUGCAGCAUAUUCGACAGCUUUGUGAGGACUUGCCCAAGGAAAUUGAACCAUCUGUGUUCUUCCUGAUGCCUUGCCAUUCAACGCCAUUUUACAGCCAUGUUCAUUGUCCAAUCAAAAUGCACUUUCUGGAAUGUCCCCCAGACUUGACUGGAAAUGGCAGCUACGUUGAUGAGGCAGAUUUAUUCUUCAGAGAGCCACUAAAAUGGUUGAAUGGAAGGUUUCCUGGUUCCAGCUCCCUACCCACUCAUUUAGUAUUUUAUGAUGUAUUGGAACAGAAAAUAGAACCAUUCCUGAUAAGCAGAAGCUAUGUGAAAAGUGCAGUCUUCUUUCAUACUCAUGUACCUGGAGGGCGAACUGGACGUAACAUUCACGUAUAUGAAAGAAAACUCUGAUGGGUGACUUUUUUAAACAAGUUGACUUAAAUUUAUGUGUAUAUCUGGCUGAUUUAUAAAUGUGUACUUUUUUAAAAUUCUGUUGUGUCUGUCUUUGUACUUUCAUAUUGAUACAAAGGAAUGUAUACACAGUUCUUCAACUUUAAAUAUAAGUAUUGCAGCAUUUAAUAGACUAACCACACCACUGAUGAUCAGCAAAGGCUUUGAACUGGAGAAUAAUCUAUUGCAUUUUUGGGAGAUUGAUUUUUGAAAUAAAAAAAUAGUAGCUUUUUAAGAUGAAUAAA
Callorhinchus milii (elephant shark) is the source of this 1958-nucleotide messenger RNA. It is a transcript of the gene pigb, whose product is annotated as phosphatidylinositol glycan anchor biosynthesis, class B. Gene Ontology annotation, cellular component: endoplasmic reticulum membrane. Lineage: Eukaryota; Metazoa; Chordata; Chondrichthyes; Chimaeriformes; Callorhinchidae. Gene Ontology annotation, biological process: GPI anchor biosynthetic process. The record is from RefSeq and is a predicted model, not a curated record. Gene Ontology annotation, molecular function: alpha-1,2-mannosyltransferase activity. The coding region runs from base 16 to 1674 and encodes 552 amino acids. The transcript is spliced from 12 exons.